CCAGCAGCAAACACACAUUCCUGGAAAGACUGCACCAAUAGACCCAGCUGAGCUACCAAGUUGAGAGACUUCAGACCAGAGGUCCAUCAUCUCAGCGCAGCAAAGGAUCGUCUUUGGCUUCCAAUAAGUUAACUUUUUGACCCAAAAUGGGAGAGCCCGACCACCUCUUGCCUUUUAAUGAAUACGGAGAGUACCACAACUUGACAGAGCUUGCCCACCUGCUCAACUACACCUUCAGCUACUGCAGAUUGGGGCUGGAUGAGAGCGUGAAGCGGGUGUUCCUCUUUGUCCUCUACCUCAUCAUCUUUGUGGUGGGGCUGGUGGAGAACCUUCUGGUGAUCUGGGUAAAUUGGCAGACCCGAAGCCACAAGAACCUGGUCAACCUCUACAUCUUCAACAUGGCCAUUGCAGACUUGGGAGUGAUCCUCUCCUUACCGGUCUGGAUGCUGCAAGCCAUGCUUGACUAUACCUGGCUCUGGGGGAGCUUCCUCUGCCACUUCACCCACUACUUUUACUUUGCCAACAUGUUCAGCAGCAUCUUCUUUCUCACCUGCCUGAGCGUUGACCGCUAUGUGUCCUUGACAACCUCCUCCCACUUCUGGCACCGACACCAGCACCUGGUGCGACGCAUUGCUUGCUGCUGCAUAUGGGCCUUGGCUGCCAUCGUCCCUUUGCCAGAGGUGUCCCACAUGGAGUUAAUUGACAGCACUGAGCCAGUAUGUUUCUUCAUGGCCCCCCUGGAGACCUACGACAUCUGGGCCAUUACCCUCACCCUGCUCACUGCCUUCAUUGGGUUCCUCAUUCCCUUCUCCAUCAUGGCAGUCUUCAACAUACUGACAGCGAGGCACAUCAAGCGCAGCAACAAGCCUGAGAGCAGGAAGCACUGCCGCGUCAUCUACGCCUACAUUGCCGUCUUCCUAGUGAGCUGGCUGCCGUUCCACCUGGUUUUGCUUUUGCUGACGCUCGAAGGUACCAGCAUCUUCCUCCACUGCCACUUUUUGGACUUCCUCUACUUCUUCUACGAUAUCAUAGACUGCUUCACCCUUCUCCAUUGCGUGGUCAACCCCAUCCUGUACAACUUCCUGAGCAAGAACUUCAAAGGGAAGCUCAUCUCUGCUGUGGUCAGGUACAUCCCCAAAGACCAAAUGGAUCGAAAGGGGGGCGAAGGUUCCUCUUCUAACACCCAACAUUCCAUUGUCAUAGCAAAAGAGAACACCUUGCCAAAUUAAAAGUGUGCUUGAUUUGGUUUAUUGCUGUGGUUCCACAACAUGAUCCUGUGUAUUCAGACAUUCUCUCGCUAGCAAAGGGCAGUCUUCAGUAAGAACCUCCCUGCAUACACAUCAGUGCUUCUUGAAAUCUUGGGAAAGCAGGGCCAUACAGGGUGAAAUGUGGUGAUUAUAUGCUGCUGUGCCCUGUGUUUUCUAGUAACCCUCAUCCAAUCCCCCACCUCAAAAAAAUAACUAUGGAAAUAAAUGUUCUGAUUUCUGCUA
This is a messenger RNA of Podarcis raffonei (Aeolian wall lizard), 1490 nucleotides long. RefSeq names its product G protein-coupled receptor 182 (gene ACKR5). The transcript is spliced from 2 exons. The coding region runs from base 147 to 1229 and encodes 360 amino acids. Gene Ontology annotation, molecular function: G protein-coupled receptor activity. Gene Ontology annotation, biological process: G protein-coupled receptor signaling pathway. Lineage: Eukaryota; Metazoa; Chordata; Lepidosauria; Squamata; Lacertidae. The record is from RefSeq and is a predicted model, not a curated record. Gene Ontology annotation, cellular component: membrane.